CCAGGAGACUGGACGCACUAACACUGGUUUCUGUUCUGAGACGGCUGAGGAGGUGCUGGUGCUCUCGGGGGAACAUGUCUCAGGACUGGGGGAUCUGCCGCCUCUUGCCCAUUAUUAUUGUACUGGUCACAGCCUUGGUGACCAGUGCAGGUGCAGAUGAUCCUCUUUUUGAAUGCCUGAAAGACCCUGAUUAUGAAGAACUUUGUGAGAUCAUGGAUCAUGGUCUCUCCCGUACAACGACUCCUCGAAGUGUGGCUGUUAUUGGUGGAGGCAUUGCUGGACUUACAGCAGCUAAGGUUCUGCAGGACGCUGGACACAAGGUUACAAUCAUAGAAGCAAGUGAUCAUAUAGGUGGAAGAAUCCAGACAUACAGGAAGAAAAAUGAGGGCUGGUAUGCAGAAUUUGGUGCCAUGAGGAUCCCAGGGUUUCACAGGAUUCUCUUGGAAUUUGUGUCAAAGAUGAAGCUGAAGCUGAAUCCUUUCAUUGAAGAAGACAUUAACACUUACUAUUAUGUAAAUGGGCUGCUUCUAAAAACCUACACAGUGAAAGAAAACCCAGAUAUGCUGAACUACACCUUAAACAAGCGGGAGAAGGGGAAAUCAGCCAGUGAACUCUUUGACAUGGCAUUGAAGAAGAUAAGAGAUGACGUGAAGAAAGACGGCUGCAAAAAAACGAUGGAUAAGUAUGAUUCCUAUUCUGUUAAGGAGUAUUUAGUAAAAGAGGCUAACCUGAGUCGAGAAGCUUUGCGUAUGAUUGGAGAGAUCCUUAAUGAGGACAGCUUCUUUUAUACAAGCCUCACAGAGACGCUCUAUCUCCAGUCAGACAUCAGUGAUAAUACAGAAUAUUUCGAAGUCUCAGACGGGAUGGACCACAUACCCAGAAAAUUUUAUGAAGUACUCAAUGGCACAAUCCUCCUCAACUCAACAGUCAAACGCAUUAGUCAAACCAGCAGCAGUGUUACGGUUUCAUACAAAGACGGGCGCAACCCCUCCGCUUUAAUCAGCCGCACAUUUGACUAUGCCUUGGUGACGACUACAGCCAAAGCUUGUCUCUUCAUGGAUUUCCAGCCUCCUCUGUCGGUCCGGAAGAUGGAAGCUCUGCGCUCCGUGCACUACUCCAGCUCCACCAAGGUUGUGCUGAGCUUCAGUGAGAGAUUCUGGGAGAAAGAAGGCAUUAAAGGAGGGAGAAGCAUCACUGAUAUGCCUUCAAGGUUCAUUUACUACCCCAGCCAUACCUUCCCAGGGAUGCAAGGGGGCGCCCUGCUGGCCUCCUAUACCUGGUCUGAUGACUCCACGCUUUUCCAGGGGACGCAGGAAGAUGAGCUGAUGGCCAUAAUGUUGGAUGACUUGGUGAAGAUCCACGGGGAGGGCAUCCGGCGACUCUUCACUGGCGGUGUUGUGAAGAAGUGGGCGCAGGAUCCUUACAGCCAUGGGGCCUUUGCCAUCUACACUCCCUACCAGAAAACUCACUAUGCCCACGAUCUGUUCAAGAGCGAGGGGAGGAUUCACUUCGCUGGAGAGCAUACAGCGAUGCCUCAUGGCUGGAUUGAGACGGCUAUGAAGUCUGCUCUUAGAGCUGCCAAGAACAUAAACAUGAUCCUGUAGUAUAAAAAUGCCAAAUGUGUAUCUGGUCAGUAGGCCUGUCACAAUUAUUACAUGAUUGAUUGUUCACAAUUAUUUGAGCUGAUCACAAAUAAUUAAGCUGACUACAAUUAUUUUUAGCUUUCACAAUCAUUUGCUUAUGAUUUAGAAUGCGAAGGCAGGUGCGCUUUUAUUAGUUGGAUUGAUGCAAAUACAUGUAAAUCAGAAUCAGAAUCAAGCUUUGUUGGCCAGGUCUGCUACACAUACAAGGAAUUUGGUUUUGGUUA
Molecule: messenger RNA, 1867 nt
Organism: Pygocentrus nattereri (red-bellied piranha)
Lineage: Eukaryota; Metazoa; Chordata; Actinopteri; Characiformes; Serrasalmidae
Product: L-amino-acid oxidase-like
Exons: 8
Coding region: 75-1604 (509 amino acids)
Biological process (GO): amino acid catabolic process
Molecular function (GO): L-amino-acid oxidase activity; polyamine oxidase activity
Source: RefSeq, a predicted model, not a curated record